CCCGGCUUUGAUUUUGAUUGUUACUUUUUCAAUUGUUUGUUUUCUUCUCAGUGAUUGAUUUUAGGCCGUCUCCUUUCUCUUUUAUACCUAUAUACUGUUUUAUGAUUCUUGGAGGUCACUCCUAAAAAUCUGGUCGACUGAUGUUCUAGAACUUGAGGAUCCAACUGUGACAGACAUUGCCUGCGGUGCUCUCAACGGCUUAAAAAUGGGUGAUAAAACUUUAACUGUCCGGCGUGCUACUGCCAGCAACGGGCAGUCUAAAACAGAGCAAGAAAACAUCUUGGUACAGGCACAACAGCAUAUAGCCAUGCAGAAAAUGGCCGUGCAGGUUGUUGACUUGAAUCUUCUAGGAGCUGGAAUGGCAACUAUGGCGAGUGGUGAGACACCCACUAUAGUCCUAUGCUUGACUGAGUUAUUGACCGCCGACCUAAUAAUUUGUUCCCAAAGAAGCUGUCCUCCCAAAGUAGCUGUGUAAAUCGGAAGGGAAGGCGGAGCUGCUCUGUAGGCCACAAAGGAGCAAAUGGUGCUCACAAUAUUAACCCUACCUGCAGGAUCAAGCCGGAGGCCGACGAGGACAGGAGAAAUAAAAUGGACAGGAGAAAUGUGUUAAUUGGUCUUGGAGGAGCAGGUCUUGGUCUUGGUCUUGACACCAAUCCAUUGGCCUCUGGUGCACCAAUUCCCCCUCCGGACUUUAGCACGUGCGGCAAGACUACGGACGAAGUAACAGGACUUAAUUGUUGUCCGCCAACAAGUGAAGUCAAAACUCCCACUCGCUUCAAGCCAGUAGCGCCCCCAAAAAGCUCAGUCCGCACUCGGCUAGCAGCUCAGAAUGCUGUCAAGGAUCCUGACUACAUAAAGAAGUACAGAAGAGCCACUGAGCUCAUGAAGGGCCUUGACGUUGACGACCCGCGUAAUUUCUGGAACCAAGCUAAUGUUCAUUGCAGCUAUUGCGAUGGUGCGUUUAAUCAAAACUUAGCUGGGUACAAAUGUCUGGAGAUACAAGUUCAUAAUUCGUGGCUCUUCUUUCCCUUCCACCGCUGGUACCUCUUCUUCUACGAGAGAAUCCUCGGUAGCCUUAUUGACGACCCGACUUUUGCUCUGCCAUUUUGGAAUUGGGACAGUCCUGAUGGCAUGUACUUGCCUGAAUUGUUUGAGCUCGACAACGGCGCCUCCCCUCUGUACGACCACUACCGCAACACCAAGCACCGGCAGAAGGAUUUCUUGCUGGACCUCAACUACAGUGGUACAGACGUCCACCAAGACCCAAAAACGCUAAUAGAUAAUAACCUCAAAACCAUGAACCGGCAGAUGAAUACCAAGGACCGGUGCGUAUUCUUUGGGCAACCUUAUAGGGCUGGCGACUGUCCAAACCCCGGUGGAGGAAACAUUGAGCUUAUACCCCACAAUACGGUCCACAACUGGACCGGUGACCCCAAGUGGCUUGCGGAGGACAUGGGAAAGUUCUACUCUUCCGCUCGAGAUCCAAUCUUUUUUGCACACCACUCCAACGUGGACCGCAUGUGGCACCUGUGGCUCGAGAAAAUAGGAGGCAAGAAUUUGGAACAAGAUGACUGGCUUAACGCCGAGUUUUAUUUCUAUAACGAGAAGAAGGAACUGGUGAGUGUUACCGUCCAGGACUCGAUCGACAUUGGAAUACUCGGCUAUGCUUACGAAAAUGUUGACAUUCCGUGGCUCCAGACCAAGCCAACUGCACGUAAACCAGCGAAUAAGGCGAAACCUGAUGGUUUAGGACUCCAAGAUCAGUCCUCUGCAGCUAAAGGUGGAUUCUCUUUGGACUCCAAGAUCAGCAUUGCGGUGCCGAGACCAAAGCAGGGCGUGGAGAAGGCGGAACGAGAGGAGAUAUUGAUCUUGCGAGACAUUAAAUUUCCGAGCGACCAGGGUUUGAAGUUCGAUGUAUACGUGAAUGAUGAUGCCAACACGCCAAGUCAGCCCAGCCAGAGUGAGUUUGCGGGGAGCUUUGUGCAUGUCCCGCACAAGCACGGCAUGACUUUUAAGACCAACCUGUAUUUGGGAAUCACGACGUUGUUGAAGGACGUGGGAGCCGAUAAGGCCGCUAGUGUGGUGGUCACUUUGGUGCCAAGGUACCGGAAUGGGCCGGUCAGCAUUGGGGGCAUCAGCAUCGAGCAAUCUUCUUGUGACUGAUUUCCGUAAUGAUUCUUAACGACAGAAUCCUGGGAGUUAACUAUUAAAACCCACGCUAUAGUAUAUACGUAUGAAUAAACCAUGAUCUGUCGUCUCGGUCAAUGCAUGCAUCCCUGUUUAUCUAUGUAUCCUGCUGCUAUUCCAUCUCCCAUCUCUGCUGGCUUUAAUAAAUUCUCUAAACUUUUUAUUA
Molecule: messenger RNA, 2353 nt
Organism: Pyrus x bretschneideri (Chinese white pear)
Lineage: Eukaryota; Viridiplantae; Streptophyta; Magnoliopsida; Rosales; Rosaceae
Product: polyphenol oxidase, chloroplastic-like
Exons: 4
Coding region: 589-2163 (524 amino acids)
Biological process (GO): pigment biosynthetic process
Molecular function (GO): catechol oxidase activity
Source: RefSeq, a predicted model, not a curated record